Molecule: messenger RNA, 1711 nt
Organism: Eufriesea mexicana
Lineage: Eukaryota; Metazoa; Arthropoda; Insecta; Hymenoptera; Apidae
Gene: Maf1
Product: repressor of RNA polymerase III transcription Maf1
Exons: 5
Coding region: 888-1592 (234 amino acids)
Biological process (GO): negative regulation of transcription by RNA polymerase III
Cellular component (GO): nucleus
Molecular function (GO): RNA polymerase III core binding
Source: RefSeq, a predicted model, not a curated record
GUAGGACGCAUAUAUUCGUUGUUGCAUAUAGGUGUACUCACAUUGAAACGAAAAUAAUUGGUAAACGGUGCGAAACAGGAACAAAAAGGGUUGAAGUUUGUCGAUGUUUGAUUAUUGCAUCGAAGUUUGAUCGAAUUUUGGGUGUUUUUGUUUAACAGUGACCGUGGUAAUUCAAGUGAUAGUGACAACAAUGUCCGUGAUUAUGGAUUGUUUUCGUCAGUAGCGGACGUGUAAAGUUUCUUAGUCACUUUGUUUAGCUGACUUCCAAUAAACGAGCCUGAUUCGUCAUUUUUCAACUUUGUGGCACAUUCGCCAGCAACUUUCAGUUUAGCGCGAGUUUUUGAUAUAAAAACGGCAUCUUUUGUUUCUCAAGGGUAGUUGCCUGUACUUUACGCCGUUUUCCCUCUCUUUAGCUUGAUAUCACUCAUACAGCACAGAAAGGCAUCACUCUUCACGGCUGAAGUUUUAAUCUGAGAGCCGAUUGCUGAAAUCGGAUUCUCGUCUCACGGACGUAAAUUCGUCUCAAUAUCUUUAAUUAGAGAUCUGUGAUGUACAAGCUCGGCGCCGCGGGAAAAAUCAUUACGUCCACAAUUAAUUUCGUACACUCAAAGAGGAAAGGAAUUUUCAUAUACAUAAAAAAGAUGUACAAAGACUCAAUAAGUCUUCGAUGUCGUAGAAGUUUUUUAACUUUUCGAUUAUAUUGAACACCUUGACCGUCCGACUGAGAAACGAGGUCAAGUUUAGUCGAAAAACACAUUAAAGGUCACCAACUCCUAUGUAAUGGAGUAUUAAUGACAAAAGUGUUUCACUGGGAGAUGCACCAAGGGUAUCCAGUACAGAGACGCUGUUCUUACACACUGUAAAGGGAAACUGUUAUUGUUGACAAGAUGAAAUUACUGGAGAGUACACGUUUUGAAGCUAUAAACAGUGCCUUGUCCAUCAAAACUGGAGACAGCAAAAUAAUAGGCAGAAUAGAGAGCUACUCUUGCAAAAUGGCUGGAAAUGAUAAACAGCUGUAUAAACGUUUCAAUGCAGAACAAGGUUUUACUCCACAUGAUCUUCAAGCUUUAUCACCACCACAAACAUCCUUAGGAACAUCACCUGCUCAAGGGUACUUUAGUCGCAGUGUUUCUGGUGAUGAGGAUGGCCCACUGUGUGAUACAAUCAGUAGAAAAACAUUAUUCUAUUUGAUUGCCACUUUGAAUUCAGCUUUCCAUCCAGAUUAUGAUUUCUCUGAUGCCAAGAGUCAUGAAUUCAGUAAAGAGCCAAGCUUGCAAUGGGUCAUGAAUGCCGUAGACAGUAAUUUAAGUGCAACCGCGGGAGAUCAUUAUCGUACUCUUCGAACGGCACUUUGGGCUGCCGUUGACGAUGAAAUAUUAUUAAGUGAAUGUGAUAUCUAUAGUUAUAAUCCAGAUUUUGCAUCUGAUCCAUUUGGAGAAGAUGGAUGCUUAUGGUCUUUUAAUUAUUUCUUCUAUAAUAAGAAAUUAAAACGCAUUGUGUUUUUCCCAUGCAGAGCAAUAAAUCCUCUCUACGUGUUAGAUUCUGGUGUUGGCAGUGACUUUGCCAUGGAUGAAGAUGAAGACAGAUACUAAAUUCAUAAUACAUGUUUACAAACUUUGACACUAUCUUUAUUAAUUCUGCCAUAUAAAGGCAUGAAUGAACAUUAAAUUUCAUGUAUUACAUAACUUAUUAUGUACAAUGAUACAUCUCA